AUGUCCUUACCAACAGCGUCCAUCCACUCAGCUGGGCGCUCGCUCCUCAAAGCAUGCGCCCAAGGCUCGCUCUCUAGUGUGAAAACAUAUGCUCCUCAGCUAUACACUACCACUGGUAUCGACAAAAGGGCAGUCCCGCCUCUGGAGCUUGCUAUAGCAACCGCCGCCGAGAACGGCCAUUCCAAUAUUCUCCGCUACUUCUUCACCAAUAUCCCGCGAUGCCAACAAUCGACCGACGGCCCGUGGAAGCCGAAGAUCGAUAUCCAAGAGCGUGAGGUUCCCGAAGAAUGGCAGUCGGCUGUGCUGCUCCCCGACUUCGUCGUCCUGCGCACGAUAAAGGGAGCUAAACCAGCUGCCUUCCAAACACUCAUGGACUUCGGUCUGCCUAUCAACCAUCCAAUGGACAAAAUUGGAUCUCCUAUCACAGUCGCAAUCCAGCGACAAGAUGUAGAGAUGGUGCGGUUUCUGCUAAGCAAGGGCGCUGACGCAAACGAUCAGUACUGGAUCCCCAACGACACUGUCCUGGCACGCGCCGCAUCACUUCCUUCGUUGGAAAUUGUGACCCUCCUCCUCAAACACGGUGCAGACGUCCAGGGCUCACAGGCCCUUAAGGGUGCCGCGGAGAGCGGCCGUAUCGAUGCCGCCACCGUACUGUUCGAACACGGGGCUGACAUCAACGAGGUCUUCCGACAUAACCUGUGGGAUGAUGACGCCAUGAGAGACAUGAUUGGUACAGCGCUGCAUGUUGCAGUUCAGAAUGACCAAGAAGACUUUGUCCGAUUUUUGUUGCAGCGAGGUGCGCGGACAGAUCUGGCUGACGGAGAAGGGUUUACUCCCCGUCAACUUGCACAGGCAGAAGGGAAGACAGAGAUGGUCAAAUUAUUUUGA
This is a messenger RNA of Penicillium alfredii, 888 nucleotides long. Its product is annotated as ankyrin repeat domain-containing protein. Lineage: Eukaryota; Fungi; Ascomycota; Eurotiomycetes; Eurotiales; Aspergillaceae. Bases 1 to 888 code for a protein of 295 amino acids. The transcript is spliced from 2 exons. Gene Ontology annotation, molecular function: protein binding. The record is from RefSeq and is a predicted model, not a curated record.